Molecule: messenger RNA, 1288 nt
Organism: Suncus etruscus (white-toothed pygmy shrew)
Lineage: Eukaryota; Metazoa; Chordata; Mammalia; Eulipotyphla; Soricidae
Gene: CXADR
Product: CXADR Ig-like cell adhesion molecule
Exons: 7
Coding region: 42-1139 (365 amino acids)
Biological process (GO): homotypic cell-cell adhesion
Cellular component (GO): intercalated disc; basolateral plasma membrane; bicellular tight junction
Molecular function (GO): cell adhesion molecule binding
Source: RefSeq, a predicted model, not a curated record
UGCCACCGCCGCCGCCCCUUGCUGCGAUCGCGACCGCCGGCAUGGCCCUGGUGCUGAGCUUCGUGGUCCUGUGCGGUGUCGCGGAUUUUGCCAGAAGUCUACAAAUUACGACCCCCGAACAGAUGAUUGAAAAGGCUAAAGGAGAGACUGCCUACCUGCCUUGCAAAUUCACCCUUAGUCCAGAAGACCAGGGCCCUCUGGACAUUGAGUGGCUGAUAUCACCUGCUGAUAAUCAGCUUGUGGAUCAAGUGAUUAUUUUAUAUUCUGGGGAUAAAGUCUAUGAAGACUACUAUAAAGACCUGAAAGGACGAGUACACUUUACAAGCAAUGACCUUAAAUCUGGUGAUGCAUCGAUAAAUGUUACAAAUCUGCAGCUGUCAGAUAUUGGCACCUAUCAGUGCAAAGUGAAAAAAGCCCCCGGUGUUGGAAAUAGGAAGUUUCAACUCACAGUUCUUGUGAAGCCUUCAGGUACGAGAUGUUCCGUUGAUGGGUCAGAAGAAAUUGGAAAUGACUUUAAAUUGAAGUGUGAACCAAAAGAAGGCUCUCUUCCAUUGAGAUAUGAAUGGCAGAAGCUGUCUAAUUCUCAGAAACUGCCCACUUCGUGGUUAGCAGAGAUGAAUUCACCAGUUAUCUCCGUGAGAAAUGCCACCACCGAGUACUCAGGGGUGUACAGUUGUACGGUCAAGAACAGAGUGGGCUCUGAUCAGUGCAUGCUUCGCCUAGAUGUGGUUCCUCCUUCAAAUAGAGCUGGAACAAUCGCUGGAGCUGUUAUAGGAAUUUUGCUUGCGCUUGUGCUCAUUAGUCUGGUCAUCUUUUGCUGUCGUAAAAAGCGCCGAGAAGAAAAAUAUGAAAAGGAAGUUCAUCAUGAUAUUAGGGAAGAUGUCCCCCCUCCAAAGAGCCGCACGUCCACAGCCAGAAGCUACAUUGGCAGCAAUCACUCCUCUCUGGGAUCUAUGUCUCCUUCCAACAUGGAAGGUUAUUCCAAGACUCAGUACAACCAAGUACCAAGCGAAGACUUGGAACGCGCUACUCAGAGUCCAACUCUCCCACUAGCUAAGGUAGCUGCCCCGAAUCUGAGCAGGAUGGGAGCUGUGCCCGUGAUGAUUCCAGCACAGAGCAAGGACGGGUCCAUAGUAUAGAGCCUCCUCACCUUCGUCUCUCUUCUCCGCCUUUCUCUUCCUUCUUUUGAACUAGGAAAUUUCUUCUGUUCUAAAGUUUGUGAUUAGCCUCAAAGUUUAUAUAAAAGCAAAAGAAAUUAACGGCAACUGUAAAAGAAACAACUGUCAAA